Messenger RNA from Phoenix dactylifera (date palm), 1033 nucleotides. The record is from RefSeq and is a predicted model, not a curated record. NCBI's taxonomy places the organism in Eukaryota, Viridiplantae, Streptophyta, Magnoliopsida, Arecales, Arecaceae.
CCCAAACACCGAGUGGCCGAAGUAAUUCGAUCGGAAACAUGUAAGCUAGAGUAUCCUGAUAGUAUUUUGACGGCUCAGGAUUCGGCGGCAGUAGGUGGAUUCGCUCUAAUUGGCUCACGAGAUUACAACAACUUUGUUUUCAAACUCCAAGUUAAUUGUAAAUUUUAUUAUUAUUAUUAAAUCCCCUUCCUCUCUUGAGAGCUUCCCGCAUCGUUCUUUCUUCGGAAGCGAUGGCCGUCGGGCACCGCUUCUUGGGCGUUCUCAACUUCGUGGCCUUCCUCCUCUCCCUCUCGAUCCUCGUCGGCGGAAUUGGCCUCUCCGACUGCAACAACUUCGUCCAGCACCCCGUCAUCGCCGUCGCCGCCAUCCUCAUGGCCGCCUGCCUCGCCGCGACCGCCGCCGCCUGCUUCCGCGCCCCCCGCCUCUUCUGGCUCUCCUUCCUCUCCAUGCUCGUCCUCGUCCUUGUUCUCUGCGGUCUCGUCGUCUUCGGCUUCGUCCUCACCGGCGACGACUACUCCCAGUGGCGCCAAGAAAGGCUCGCCGGCGACAAGAACUGGGCCAAGACCCUGAGCUGCGUCCGAAGGAGCCCCGAGUGCCGGAUUUUGCAGGAGGAGGACCCGCAGAGCUUGGACGAUUUCAACGAUUUAUCGAUCACACACAUUCAGUCUGGAUGCUGCCUUCCACCCACAGAAUGUGGAUUCGUCUUCCAGAGUGUCACCGUCUGGACUAACCCAACCAACACCACUUUGAACAACACUGACUGCAGUACCUGGAAAAAUGAUCCUUCCAUCCUCUGUUAUGACUGUCAGUCUUGCAAGGCCGAAACUGUUGCGAGUAUCAAGUAUGACUGGAAGGAGGCAGCAAGGAACACCACCAUUUUCCUCGUCUACCUCAUUGUCAUAUUUUCUUUUGGAUGCUACACCUUGCAUCAGAGUGCUCACCCUGGAUGGAAAGGAUACUCUUAGAGGGCUGACAGGUUUUUGACUUUUGAAUAUUAGUUUUUGAAUCGUUAACUGUACAUUCCCUUUGCCGA